AUGCUGUCGCUCAGAGUCCUGAUACGACCUAGUAGAUGCACGCGCUGGCGUAGAUACAAUCACACUUCACCAUAUACUCCCCCUGCGGAUAGCACCACGUCUGGCGCCGGGUGGCGCGAGACCCCUGCUUUGACGGAGAAAAUCAGCCACUAUUCGCACUUUCCGGCCACUGGAGUGAGUCUUCAACAGAUGGUUCAGUUUGGUGGGUACCCUUCGGACGGCACUCUGUUCAGGGCGUCGCAGUUUAUCGUCGAGGAGCUGCCUAUUCGGCUUGCGCACCGUGUCAAAGAGCUGGAGUCGUUGCCGCUUCACUUGAGCGAUAUGCCGUCUAUAAAUAGGGUCAAGGAGUGGUACGCACAGUCUUUUGAUGAGUUAACGUCGAUUCCUUUGCCUCAGCUGUCUGACAGCGUGCGCAAGAAGCUCUACAACCCGUCGAAACGGGCCAAGCUCGUCGUACCGGUCGGAAAUACGCGGCCAAAAAGUGGACUAGGAAUUCAGGCCGAGCAAAGUCCUCUUGGUGAGCAGGACGAUGUUUAUAAUCCGAAUGUGAACCGCAUCAGAUCGCAGGCCACCAGACAGUACUUUGCAACCGUCGAGGAUGAUAUCCAAUGGCCGCCCGAGGUCCAGAGAUAUAAUCGGGUUGUUUCGCACGCACUUCAACGAAUCAAAGCACGGCAUGACGGCGUUGUAUCCACUAUGGCCCAAGGCGUACUUGAAUGGAAAUCCUCCAAAUUCUACCAACCAGAUGACGACGUUUUGCAGGGGUUCCUGGACAGGUUCUACAUGAGCCGUAUCGGUAUUCGAAUGCUUAUUGGCCAGCAUAUUGCGAUUAAUAUGGACCGGGGCAUUCGUGACGACUAUGUGGGAAUCAUUUGUACCAAUACCAACGUCAAAGAAAUUGCCCAGGCGGCUAUUGACAACGCCCGGUUCAUUUGCGAAGAUUGGUACGGCCUCUACGAAGCACCAAAAGUUCUUUUGCAUUCGAAUGCCGAGAACAUCAACUUCAUGUAUGUUCCCGGCCAUCUGUCCCAUAUGAUCUUCGAAAUCGUUAAGAACUCGCUGCGCGCAGUCGUCGAGUCCUAUGGCGUCGACGCCGAUGAAUACCCCCCAGUAAAGGUCAUCAUCGCCCAAGGUGACGAAGACAUUGCUAUCAAAAUCACCGAUGAGGGAGGUGGUAUUCCCCGCCGUGCCAGCGACAAGGUGUGGACCUACAUGUAUACAACUGCCAAAGAAACCCCCAGCCUUGAGCCCGACGUGUCCCACAGCGAUUUCAAGGCCCCCAUGGCCGGAUAUGGCUACGGUCUUCCCGUGUCACGACUAUAUGCCCGCUACUUCGGUGGCGAUCUCAAAUUGAUCUCAAUGGAGGGCUACGGAACCGAUGUUUACCUGCAUUUAAAUCGCCUGUCUACUGCGGCAGAGCCUCUUUCCUAA
This is a messenger RNA of Wickerhamiella sorbophila, 1431 nucleotides long. Its product is annotated as [Pyruvate dehydrogenase (acetyl-transferring)] kinase, mitochondrial. Gene Ontology annotation, cellular component: mitochondrion. Gene Ontology annotation, molecular function: pyruvate dehydrogenase (acetyl-transferring) kinase activity. NCBI's taxonomy places the organism in Eukaryota, Fungi, Ascomycota, Dipodascomycetes, Dipodascales, Trichomonascaceae. The transcript has a single exon. Gene Ontology annotation, biological process: protein phosphorylation; regulation of glucose metabolic process. The record is from RefSeq and is a predicted model, not a curated record. The coding region runs from base 1 to 1431 and encodes 476 amino acids.